Molecule: messenger RNA, 524 nt
Organism: Sinocyclocheilus rhinocerous
Lineage: Eukaryota; Metazoa; Chordata; Actinopteri; Cypriniformes; Cyprinidae
Product: iron-sulfur cluster assembly scaffold protein IscU-like
Exons: 4
Coding region: 60-509 (149 amino acids)
Biological process (GO): iron-sulfur cluster assembly
Molecular function (GO): iron-sulfur cluster binding; iron ion binding
Source: RefSeq, a predicted model, not a curated record
GAGACUAAACGGCGUAUAAAUCCGCUAUUUGAGUUUUCAAGAGCGUCAUUUCAGAUAUCAUGGCGGCUUCGCUUGCGAAGAAAUGCGCAUCACCGGCAAUUCUCAAAACUCUUUCAGCUCCUCAGUUGAGGAUGCAAUGUGGGUAUCACAAAAAGGUUGUGGAUCAUUAUGAGAACCCAAGAAAUGUUGGUUCUUUGGAUAAAAAUGCCAAGAAUGUGGGCACAGGGUUGGUUGGUGCCCCUGCUUGUGGAGAUGUGAUGAAACUGCAGAUCGAGGUGGAUGAGGCUGGGAAGAUUGUAGAUGCCAAGUUUAAAACCUUUGGCUGUGGCUCUGCUAUUGCUUCAAGUUCCUUGGCCACUGAGUGGGUGAAAGGCAAAUCUAUUGAUGAAGCCCUCAAGAUAAAAAACACUGAGAUUGCUAAGGAGCUUAGCCUUCCACCAGUCUGGUGCUUCACGACCAAAAGGGGUUUCAGGUCUGUUCUGAUUGGGUCGUGGGGAGCAGGGAAAUAACAGUGCUAAAUAGGG